GGCGAAGCUCCCAGUGCGGCGGCAACGUUCCAGUUGUGGCAGAGCUAAUGAAAUAUCUUGUGCAUAAAAAUAUACAAUUGACGAAAAGAAAAUGCUCGCCCGCUGUGCCCUGAGAGCACUUCUGCAGGCCUGGCGACCGAGAGCCGUGGCCUCCAGUGGCGGACAAGGCGUCGUUGCCUUCCACGUGAGCAGCCUGCAGUUGGCACCCAGCAAACGGACCAAACUUGAGCUCAAGCGCCGCCUAAAGGCCGAGCAAAAAGCUAAGGAAAAGGCCGAAAAGGAGGCCACUCGGGCUGCAGCUCCAGCUGCAGAUGGUGCACAAAAGAAGAAGAGCAGCGCCGCCGAGGAGGAGGAGAUCUCCCCAAAUGAGUACUUCAAGCUUCGCUCUGCCGCCGUACAGGAGCUAAAGCGUUCACCGAGCACCCAUCCGUAUCCACACAAGUUCCAUGUGAGCACAUCCCUGGAGGAUUUCAUAACCAAGUACGAGACCAAGCUGAAAGACGGCGAGACGCUGGAGGAUGUCACUCUCAGCGUGGCUGGACGUGUCCAUGCCAUUCGUGAGUCUGGAGCCAAGCUGAUAUUCUACGAUCUGCGUGGAGAGGGUGUUAAGGUUCAGGUGAUGGCCAGCGCCAAGUCCUACAAGUCGGAGGCCGAGUUUGAGAGCGACACGGCCAAGCUGCGUCGCGGCGAUAUCAUCGGUGUGAUAGGUCAUCCCGGCAAGACCAAGAAGGGUGAACUGUCGGUGAUGCCCACGGAGAUCCAAUUGCUUUCACCCUGCCUGCACAUGCUGCCGCAUCUGCAUUUUGGGCUUAAGGACAAGGAGACGCGCUACCGCCAGCGGUAUCUGGAUCUCAUUCUCAACAACAAAGUCCGCGAGAACUUCCAGAUUCGCGCCAAGAUCAUUUCGUAUGUGCGCCAGUUCCUGGACCGUCUGGGCUUCCUGGAGAUCGAGACGCCGAUGAUGAACAUGAUCGCCGGUGGAGCCACAGCCAAGCCCUUUGUAACGCAUCACAACGAACUGAAGAUGGACCUGUUUAUGCGCAUUGCCCCCGAGCUGUACCACAAGAUGCUGGUGGUGGGUGGCCUGGAUCGUGUCUAUGAAAUUGGCCGCCAGUUCCGUAACGAAGGCAUUGACCUCACCCACAAUCCGGAGUUCACCACAUGCGAAUUCUACAUGGCCUAUGCUGAUUAUGCCGACAUUAUGGACAUCACCGAACAGCUAGUCUCGGGCAUGGUUAAGGCCAUUCGUGGCUCCUACAAGAUCACCUACCAUCCCGAGGGUCCCGAAGGACCCGAACAGGAGCUAGACUUUACGCCGCCCUUCAAGCGCGUUUCCAUGAUCAAAACGCUGGAGGAGAAGCUGCAGGUUAAGUUCCCAUCGGCGGAUACUUUUAAUACGACAGAAACCAAUCAGUUUUUGUCGCAGCUCUGCGCCAAGCAUCAGGUCGAGUGCCCAGCUCCGCGCACCACUGCCCGCCUGCUGGACAAGCUGGUGGGGGAAUUCAUCGAGGAGUAUUGCGUGAAUCCCACUUUUAUUUGCGAGCAUCCGCAGAUUAUGUCGCCGCUGGCCAAAUAUCAUCGCAGCUCGCCGGGAUUGACGGAACGUUUCGAGCUGUUUGUGGCCAAAAAGGAGAUCUGCAAUGCCUACACCGAGCUGAACGAUCCGGUGGUGCAGCGGGAGCGCUUCGAGCAGCAGGCCAAUGACAAGGCCGCCGGGGAUGAUGAGGCCCAGCUGGUGGAUGAGAACUUUUGCACUGCCCUGGAGUAUGGUUUGCCGCCCACCGGUGGCUUUGGCAUGGGCAUUGAUCGUCUGGCCAUGUUCUUGACCGACUCCAACAACAUUAAGGAGGUUCUUUUGUUCCCCGCCAUGAAGCCAGAGGAGGCCAAUCGCACGCCAGCGGCAGGUGAGACUGCCCCAGGCAGCCAUCAGCAGCAGCAGUAGGGUGUCUCUCCUUCCCAACGCCAUCGUUCAUCACUCAACCUCAAAUCCCUAUCCUUGUACUUGGCGCUGCUACUUUUUAACUUAUUCAAUGGUUAAUGAAUAAAAAGAAAACAUUAUUUUUUUCCCAAUUUA
This is a messenger RNA of Drosophila kikkawai, 2074 nucleotides long. RefSeq names its product Lysyl-tRNA synthetase (gene LysRS). Gene Ontology annotation, biological process: lysyl-tRNA aminoacylation. The record is from RefSeq and is a predicted model, not a curated record. Gene Ontology annotation, cellular component: mitochondrion; aminoacyl-tRNA synthetase multienzyme complex; cytosol. Gene Ontology annotation, molecular function: tRNA binding; ATP binding; lysine-tRNA ligase activity. NCBI's taxonomy places the organism in Eukaryota, Metazoa, Arthropoda, Insecta, Diptera, Drosophilidae.